CCUUCGUUUCUACAAUCUUCGCUUGAGCAAACUUCUAUGUUUAUGCAAUUUCAUAAUGAGCCUUGUACGACCUGUACAAACAUUGUCACUAAAUUCAUGUGCAACAUCGAUCGAGAAACUCUUCGAAUAAAACUUUCUGUACGACAUUAUCCAGUUAUAACUGGUUUAUAUAUUGAAUGGGAUCUAUUUAAACUGGUUAUGGUAAUUUUAUGUCGAAUGCGGUGUUGUGCAAUAUCGAUAUCUAAUCCAGCGAUAUCUAUAGUUAGCGAUUUUUAUAUUCUAACGCUAACGUU
Molecule: messenger RNA, 293 nt
Organism: Dentiscutata heterogama
Lineage: Eukaryota; Fungi; Glomeromycota; Glomeromycetes; Diversisporales; Gigasporaceae
Source: the annotation of a GenBank genome assembly